AUGCCGAAACGAGCACCCCCACACCCUCUGCCACCGGUGGGUGAGGAAGAAUGUAUAUUUGUAGCCCAUUUUUUUUUGUUGCUCUGUUAUAGUACGGAUUUAUUCAACAAGUGCGCCACUCUCAUGACGUUUUCCUCUCUCUCUCUCUCACUCUCUUUCUCUUUCUAUCUCCCUCCCUCUCCCUAUCGUUUUCACUCACUAGCUCUUGCCCUUUGUCCCCCUCACGCUCUUUCACUCUCUCUCUCACUCCUGCUUCUUUCUCUCUCACCCUCUCGCUCUCUCUCCCACUCCAUCUCUCUCUCUCUUUCUCUCUAUCACUCCCUCUCUAUCGUUCCCUCUCUCUUCCUCUCUCUUUGUCUCUCUCUUUCUCUCUAUCCUCCGUCUCUAUCGUUCCCUCUCUCUUCCUCUCUCUUUGUCUCUCUCUUUCUCUCUAUCACUCCCUCUCUAUCGUUCCCUCUCUCUUCCUCUCUCUUUGUCUCUCUCUUUCUCUCUAUCACUCCCUCUCUAUCGUUCCCUCUCUCUUCCUCUCUCUUUGUCUCUCUCUUUCUCUCUAUCACUCCCUCUCUAUCGUUCCCUCUCUCUUCCUCUCUCUUUGUCUCUCUCUUUCUCUCUAUCACUCCCUCUCUAUCGUUCCCUCUCUCUUCCUCUCUCUUUGUCUCUCUCUUUCUCUCUAUCACUCCCUCUCUAUCGUUCCCUCUCUCUUCCUCUCACUUCCCUCCUUUCUCUCUCGAUUGA
Molecule: messenger RNA, 735 nt
Organism: Acanthosepion pharaonis
Lineage: Eukaryota; Metazoa; Mollusca; Cephalopoda; Sepiida; Sepiidae
Source: the annotation of a GenBank genome assembly